Messenger RNA from Ananas comosus (pineapple), 2413 nucleotides. RefSeq names its product importin subunit alpha-1b-like. Bases 199 to 1782 code for a protein of 527 amino acids. Gene Ontology annotation, molecular function: protein binding; nuclear import signal receptor activity. The record is from RefSeq and is a predicted model, not a curated record. Lineage: Eukaryota; Viridiplantae; Streptophyta; Magnoliopsida; Poales; Bromeliaceae. Gene Ontology annotation, biological process: NLS-bearing protein import into nucleus. Gene Ontology annotation, cellular component: nucleus; cytoplasm. The transcript is spliced from 11 exons.
ACGUUCGCUGCUUCGUGAGUUAACACACCCCUUUCGACCCUCGUCGUGCUGGACCCUCGUCCUCGCUCUACGAGGUCUAGGGUUUCGCCCCCUUGUUCCUCUUCUCUGCGUAGUUCUCAGGUCUAUAUCUCUUCGUCUUCAACUUCUUCGUCUUCGUCUCCAACCUCUUUGCUGGUGUUCGGCUUCGCGGCGGCGGAGAUGUCGCUGAGACCGAGCGAGAGGGCGGAGAUCCGCCGGAUCAAGUACAAGGUGGCGGUGGACGCGGAGGAGGGGCGGCGGCGGAGGGAGGACAACAUGGUGGAGAUCCGCAAGAGCCGCCGCGAGGAGAGCCUCCAGAAGAAGCGCCGCGAUGGCAUGCCCCCCCAGGCGAUCCACUCCUCCGGAAUGGACAAGAAGCUCGAGAGCCUUCCAACGAUGGUGGCAGGCAUCUACUCGGACGACAAUGCCGUGCAGAUUGAGGCGACUACGCAAUUCAGGAAGCUAUUGUCAAUCGAGCGAAACCCUCCUAUUGAGGACGUUAUCAAAUCUGGUGUGGUACCUCGCUUUGUUGAGUUCCUUACUCGGGAGGAUCUGCCCCAGCUCCAGUUUGAAGCAGCUUGGGCCCUCACCAACAUUGCCUCAGGGACUGCGGAACACACUAAGGUUGUCAUAGAUCAUGGUGCCGUUCCAAUAUUUGUAAAGCUAUUAAGUUCACCGAGUGAUGAUGUCCGCGAGCAGGCUGUCUGGGCUCUGGGAAAUGUUGCUGGUGAUUCCACAAGAUGCCGUGAUCUUGUUCUUGGCAAUGGGGGAUUGAUUCCACUGCUGCAGCAACUGAACGAGCAUGCGAAGCUCUCGAUGCUGAGGAAUGCCACAUGGACUCUGUCAAACUUCUGCAGAGGGAAGCCACAACCAGCUUUUGAGCAGGUUAAGCCUGCUCUUCCAGCACUUGCCCGCCUCAUCCACUCAACUGACGAGGAAGUCCUUACUGAUGCUUGUUGGGCGCUAUCGUACUUAUCUGAUGGAAGCAAUGACAAAAUUCAAGCAGUGAUUGAAGCUGGUGUCUGCCCUCGGCUCGUGGAGCUUCUUCUAUAUCCAUCGCCUGCGGUACUCAUUCCAGCCCUUCGAACUGUUGGCAACAUUGUUACUGGAGAUGAUGUCCAGACACAGCACAUGAUCAAUCAUCAAGUACUUCCCUGCCUUAUGAACCUCAUAACUCAUAAUCAUAAGAAAAGUAUCAAAAAGGAAGCCUGUUGGACCAUUUCAAAUAUCACAGCUGGGAACAAUGAGCAGAUCCAGGCUGUGAUUGCUACUGGCAUAAUAGGUCCUCUAGUGCAACUGCUGCUAACAGCUGAGUUCGACAUCAAGAAAGAAGCAGCAUGGGCCAUCUCAAAUGCUACCUCUGGAGGCACACACGAUCAAAUAAAGUAUCUUGUUAGCCAGGGUUGCAUCGAACCUCUCUGUGACCUCCUGGCUUGCCCCGACGCAAGAAUCAUAACGGUAUGCUUAGAAGGGUUAGAGAAUAUUUUGAACGUGGGUGAAGCUGAGAAGAACCUGGGUCCCACUGGUGGGACCAAUCUGUACGCACAAAUGAUCGAUGAGGCCGAGGGUUUGGAGAAGAUCGAGGCUCUUCAGAACCAUGACAACACGGAGAUCUAUGAGAAGUCAGUGAAGAUUCUCGAGACAUAUUGGUUGGAGGAGGAUGAUGGUGAAGGCAUGAUACUGGAUGAUGGGACCCAAAAUGGUGGGUUUUCUUUUGGAAGUGAGAAUGUCUCUGUACCUUCUGGUGGGUUCAAAUUUGGUUAGAAAGAGGUUCUUUCAAAAGAAUGAAGCAUGGCUGUGGCAGUUUGUGCCCAAGUCAAAACAUCAGUCGGGUCGAGUUGAGGUGAUGCGUCCAUCAGUUUGGGUCCCCUUCGGUUUGGUUUCGGGCGGUUUCGUGUUGGCACAAAUAAACGCCAGUUCUUUUGCAACACAGGUUAUGAUCAAUUUGCUUCUUCAAAAUGUGGAUUUGAAGAUUGAUGUCUGAUCUAGAAAUAUUGGAUUGCUGAGAAAAUUGAUUUUGUCUACAGGUUUUAGACAUUUUGCAUUAUGUACAGCAUCGAGUACUUUGUUGGGUUUUUUUUUUUUUUUCCUCUCUUUUUCCUUCCAAAUCUCAGAAAUCAGUGGAGAUUAUUUUCUUGGUUAGGCUCUUUUUGUCAAAUGGGUACUCUGGUCGAGAGGAGAUGAGGAUCUUAGUUUGUCUGCAUGCAUAUUGCUGGUAUCAUUUUGUGUUUUUAGUUGGGGGUUAGUUCUUAUCGCACUUGAAUUUAAACUAUAUAUUGUUCAUCAAUCAUCAUGUAAAGUUUGCUUACCGGUCUUUUCUUAUAGAUGCAUGAUGCACUGGAAAAGUAUUUUACUUCUCAAAGCAAAGAACUUUAAGGAAGUUUCAAAUUUUAUU